Stylonychia lemnae is the source of this 2976-nucleotide messenger RNA. Lineage: Eukaryota; Ciliophora; Spirotrichea; Sporadotrichida; Oxytrichidae. The record is from the annotation of a GenBank genome assembly.
AUGGAAGGAUCAAACACUUCAGAUUAAACAACUCAGUCACCUAAAAAUCCUUAUAUAAAAACUGGAAUCGACUACCCCACAUGGAAAUUAUUUUCUACUCCUAACACAUUUACUAUUACUCCAUCAACUUAAUACUCAGAAUAGAGAUCAUUGAUUGUUGACAAGAAGUCUUUAAAGAUAAAAGAGCAUGCAAUUGUUGUGAGAGAAGAUGCUGAAUGGACUAUGGAUAUACAGGGGCUUCUUGGUAUCUUGAAUAUCUUGGGAGUUGAACAUAUAAUGGUUAUUACUGGAAGAGAGGAGGUGUGUAAGAUACCCCAUAAGCUUUAACCUAGAUAUGAUUAACCCUCUGUUAUAUUUGAGCUCUAAGAAGUAGAGUUAAUACCUUUUGAAAAUCAAAGUAGUCCAUAAUUAGAAUAUUAGCUAAGAUCAAUAAGAGAUGGAAUUAAAAAGUUCCUUGAAGUUGGGUUUUACCUAUCAUAUAGAUUGGAUUUGACUUCGAAUACACAAAGAAGAGAUAACUUUACAUAACCAAAAGAUGGAUAAGUAUAGGUAGAUCUAAGCACAAUUCAUCCAUACAUUUCCUUAGAUUAUAGAUAUAUGUGGAAUUAUAACCUGUUCAAGUAGCUAAGAUCUUAGCACAUUCCUGCAUAUUGGAUUGUACCCUUAGUUUAAGGAUAUGUUGGCCAUUCCAAAAUCAAUGAUUUAGAACUUGUUUUAAUUGCAAGAAGAAGAUGGUUGAUGGGAGGAACUAGAUACAACUCUAGAGGAAUUGAUGAAGAGGGAAACACAGCCAACUGUGUUGAAUCUGAGUAAAUAAUAAUGAGGCAUGUUCCACAGAAUACCCAUGAUAGGAUUUAUACCUAUUCAUUUAGCUAAAUCAGAGGAUCUAUUCCAUUUUUUUGGCAGCAACCAACUGGAAAAAUAGAAAUCCAUCGUAGUCUUGAGUCAAGUACGAAUGCUUUUACCUAGCAUGCUGAAAAUUUAAUGAAAGAUUAUGAGGGAAAUUCAAUUCUUAUGGUUAAUUUGUUAUGUAAAAGUAUCAAAGAUGAGGAAAUGCUAACAUAGGGUUUAUUAAAACUUAAAGAUUAGACAAAGGAUUAGUUUGAGGCUUAAAAUAAAAAGAUAGACUAUGAGUAUUUUGAUUUUCAUUACAAUUACUGUCUUGAUAGAACAAAUGUAUUCCAAUCAAAGAUUUGCUUUAAAGUAUUUGAAGACUUAUUAAAGUAAAAAUUCUCUUCUGACAAUUAAAUUGGAGUUUUGUUGACAAAUAUGUGGGCUUUUUGUGGCGAUUUUAUUUCAAAAAUAUAUGCUGGUACUCAUUCAGUCUUGACUCAGGUCACAUUAAAAGGCAAAGAAAAUAUAUAUGAUAAGAUAGAUCAUGGAGUGACAUCAGUCAGAAGAUUUUUGAAAUAAAAUUUAUCAGAUGAUUUUAAAUAAGAAUGUAUUUUAGUCUUGUAAGGCUAACAUGAACUUUGCAAUUCAAUUCCAACAAAUUUUGUAGAGAGUGUCGUGAUUAAGGAAAUAGAUUAAUUUUCAGAAAAUCAAAAAAUCAUACUUCAUAUCACAACCUUAAAUUGUGCAGGAAAAUCUCCAGAAAAAUAUCAAGAACUAAUCCCUAUAUUCAAACCAUAAUUUGAUGGAGUUACACCUAUCUUUUAGGGGAAAAAUAAGUCUAAGAUGAAUGAGUGGGAAUAAAUUUUAAGAAAUGCUAUUGAAGCUGCUAGUACGAAUAUCUAAGAUCCAGACGAAAGAUAUGUAUGGGUCAUAGCUAAAGCCAUGGUAGGAUGCUUUAUAGGCUUAUUUGUGAAAUAAAAACUUCUAUCAAGAAUAAAGGACUUAAAAACAACUAAGAUUAAGACAGGUCUUGGAGGAUCAGCUGGAAAUAAAGGAGCUGUUAUUGUAAGAUUUAGCUUAGAUGAUACAAGUAUCCUUCUGAUGAACUGUCAUUUAAUGUCUGGAAAAAAUAAAGGCAGCAAGAGAACAGAUGAGCUCAACUUUAUAUUUGAUAAUGCAUUUAAAAAUGAGUCUAAAAAUAGAGUAAGCAAAUGUCAUGAAUAAUCUAAUCUAUAGAAAUUUUGUAUUGAAAAUCAUAAUAUGGUGUUCAUAUUUGGCGAUUUGAAUUACAGAAUAUGCCUCCCUAAUGAUUAGGUUAGAGGUGCAAUUUAAAAUAAGGACUAUCCAAAACUUAAAGAAGCAGAUGAACUCCUCUAAGCUUUUAAACAAUACUAGAACACAAAAGAACUUCAAUUUUAAUUCUAUAGAGAUUAUGAUGAAGGUGAGAUUGACUUUUAGCCAACAUAUAAAUACGAUAAGAAAUCCUAGAAGUACGACACUAGCAAAAAAUAAAGAGUUCCAUCGUGGUGUGAUAGAAUUUUAUGGAAGAAAAAUAAUAAGGUUACUCAAUAAGUCUUAGGUUGCUUUUAAGAUAUAGUAUUUUCAGAUCAUAGACCUGUUUUUGCUCAAUUUGAGCUCUAUGUAAAUAAAAUAAUGAGUGAUUUGACUAACAAAAUGGAGGAAAAGUUCUAUGAAAAUAUGAGAUUUUAGAGUCUUCAUGCACUUGGCAAAAAUAGAAUGUCUAAUACUUCAAGUUAAACAAAUAAAACUAACAAAUCUGAGGAAUAGAAAAAUGAUGAUGGAACAGAUAGAGAUCCUUUAGACAAUUUAGAUGAGCAGCUCAGUAGAUAUAGUUCAAAUACAGAUUAAAGAAGAUCCGAAAAUCCUUUAAUUCCCCUUAUCGAAGAAGGAGAUGAAGAAGAAAUGGAUCCCUAAAUGAUAUAUGGACUUAAUAUUCAUGAUAAGGGGGAUAUGACUGAUAAAAGUUCAAGCCUCUAGUCAUAAUCUGAUUCUUCAUAGAUUCAACAGCAAUAAAAUGUAUCAGAAUUAAAAGAAGAUGACAUGGCUUUCGAUGAUAGUGGUUCAAAAUCUAUGAUAGAAAGUAACGGGCAGCAAAAGUUUCAAAAUCAUUCAAAUUUCUGA